AUGAGACCAUCAAACCUUCCAGCGAAAUGCACGGAGGAAGCGCUGCGUCACAAGGCAGAGCACGCCCGCAUGGUCGAGGCGGCACGGCGGAGGGUAGAGAGGGAAGUGGCGGCGAGGCACGCCAAGCUGCAGGAGUCGCUGCGGCAGGAGGAGCGGCUGGCGAGGCACGCGCGGGAGUGGACGCAGACGAUACUGCCCGACUGGCAGAAUAUGAAAAACACAAAACGGACUCUAGAGCUAUGGUGGUGCGGGCUACCACCAGCUGUUAGAGGUAAGGUGUGGCAACUAGCCAUAGGGAACAAGUUGAAGAUAACGCACGAAAUGUACCAGGACUACGUGGCGAAAGCCAAGCAGAAGUUACAAGAAGCACAGCUCAGAAGGAAGCGGUUAAAAGUUAAUCAGGGAUGUGGUUGCGUCCCUAGGAAAGAUAAAGCAAAAUUCGAUGACGUGCUGCCGACAGACACUAAAAAAGAUAAGAAAGAUGACGAGAAACGUUUAGGUAUACCUAGGAAUUUCAGCGAGCAGAAUUUGAAGUCGCACACAGAAGACAGUGAGCCUAAGAAGUGUUGUUCGAAGUCGAAUCCUGAUCUGCUGGACUAUGGUGAUGAGUGUUCGAUGGA
This is a messenger RNA of Manduca sexta (tobacco hornworm), 620 nucleotides long. RefSeq names its product TBC1 domain family member 12-like. The annotation marks the transcript as partial. The record is from RefSeq and is a predicted model, not a curated record. NCBI's taxonomy places the organism in Eukaryota, Metazoa, Arthropoda, Insecta, Lepidoptera, Sphingidae. The transcript has 3 exons.